AUCUCAAUGGUUGAUUAAAGUAUCUUCCCUGUGUUUACUAGCUACCUGUUGUGCUUUAUUUUAACAAAUUAAUGUUUUUACAGGUUGAAAUUGUAAUUUUUGAAAGUGUCACUUGUCACUUCUGCCAAAAUUUUGAUGACUUGGCUCUUUGGACCCGAGUACUUGGUGGAAUGGCUCUCAGAUUAAUGAAACUUGCUCAAAAAUUCAGUUUGAUGGUUGUGCUAUUGAACCAAGUCACCACAAAGUUUAAUGAAGGUUCAGUUCAGUCAGCACUUGCUCUAGGCGAUAGUUGGUCUCAUGCCUGUACCAAUCAGAUAAUUCUGUACUGGAAUGAGAAUGAAAGAUCUGCAUACAUUGAUGAGUUACCCUCUUUAAGAUCUGCUUCAGCACCGUAUUCCAUUACUGGCAAAGGGAUACGAGGUGCUCCUUCAAAUUGUUUAAGAAUAAUAACAAUGUAA
Molecule: messenger RNA, 458 nt
Organism: Telopea speciosissima
Lineage: Eukaryota; Viridiplantae; Streptophyta; Magnoliopsida; Proteales; Proteaceae
Product: DNA repair protein RAD51 homolog 3-like
Exons: 3
Coding region: 72-458 (128 amino acids)
Biological process (GO): reciprocal meiotic recombination; meiotic DNA recombinase assembly
Cellular component (GO): Rad51B-Rad51C-Rad51D-XRCC2 complex; replication fork; Rad51C-XRCC3 complex
Molecular function (GO): crossover junction DNA endonuclease activity; four-way junction DNA binding
Source: RefSeq, a predicted model, not a curated record